This is a messenger RNA of Pistacia vera, 597 nucleotides long. Its product is annotated as mitogen-activated protein kinase kinase kinase 5-like. Gene Ontology annotation, biological process: protein phosphorylation. NCBI's taxonomy places the organism in Eukaryota, Viridiplantae, Streptophyta, Magnoliopsida, Sapindales, Anacardiaceae. Gene Ontology annotation, molecular function: protein kinase activity; ATP binding. The record is from RefSeq and is a predicted model, not a curated record.
AUGGCCGUGCAUCGGCUGUUCCUCCGCACCACCACCACGACGAGUACGAAGAGUGUUAGAGGCAGGCAAAAAGGAAAACUUAUUGGACGUGGUACUUUUAGAAGUGUUUAUAUUGCAACCAACAGGGAAACUGGAGCUUUUUGUACAAUGAAGGAGGUUGAUAUCAUCCCUGAUGACCCUAAGUCUGCUGAAUGUAUAAAGCAGUUGGAGCAGGAAAUUAGAAUUCUCCAACACUUAAAGCAUCCAAAUAUAGUACAGUAUUAUGGAAGUGAAGUGGUUUAUGAUCAUUUUCACAUAUAUCUGGAGUAUGUUCAUCCCAGAUAUAUUAAUAAAUAUUAUUGUGACCAUUUUGGAGCUAUAAUGAUAGUUCACAAUUUCACCCGACAUAUUCUCUCUGGGCUGGCUUACCUGCAUGGCACAAAGACAAUCCAUCGGGAUAUUAAAGGCACAAAUUUGCUUGUUGAUGCAUCUGGCGUUGUAAAGCUUGCAGACUUUGGGAUGGCAAAACAUGUGAGGUUUGAGAUUCUUUAACACUAUGUAGUAAUGAAUAUUAGUUUUGUUUGAUCUAUUGUAAUUUGAGAGUAUGCUUCUCUAACA